AUGGUGGACGACUGGGUCUCGCGCCACCCGCACCUGCGGCGGCUCUCGCGCGCGGGCUCGACCGGCGACCUCGCGGCGGCCGCGGCGGCGGUCCAGGCCGAGGAGGCCAAGGUCCAGGUCGAGGCGGUUGCGCCGGCCCCCGACGUGCCGCCGGCGGCGGAGCCCGCGCCGUCCGUGACGCCGUCGCCGCCGACGUCCGCGCGGACGCGGCCCGCGCGCGAGAGCCGCGUCGCGCGCGCGACGGGCGACGGCGCGCGCGUCAUCCCCGACGCGGAGGUGCCUCCAGAGAUGGAGGCGCUCCUCCGGUCGCUCCAGACCGCGGCCGCCGCGCGCGGUCCGCUCCGGCGGCCCGCGGCGGACGUCGCGGCGCUCUUCGCGGCCGCGACGCGCCUCUUCGAGGCCGCGGCCGUCGCCGCGGCCACGCCGCCGGGCGACGACGACGACGAGCUCGAGUCCCUCGACGCCAUCGCGCGCGGCGCGGAACGCGCCGCGGACGCGUUCGUCGAAGGCCGCCGCCCGGACCUCGCCGCGUCCCUCGCGACGAUUAUGGACGCCGCGGCGCCGAACGCGGCGCCGGAGGGCGACGUGCCCGUCGACGUCACGGUCGAAAUGGAGCCUCUCCGCGCGCGGUUCCUGUCCCGCGGCGAGCUCGACGAGGGCCGAAACGCGCCCUGA
Molecule: messenger RNA, 675 nt
Organism: Aureococcus anophagefferens
Lineage: Eukaryota; Pelagophyceae; Pelagomonadales; Pelagomonadaceae
Exons: 2
Coding region: 1-675 (224 amino acids)
Source: RefSeq, a predicted model, not a curated record